Cylicostephanus goldi is the source of this 240-nucleotide messenger RNA. The record is from the annotation of a GenBank genome assembly. NCBI's taxonomy places the organism in Eukaryota, Metazoa, Nematoda, Chromadorea, Rhabditida, Strongylidae.
AUGGCCACGGAAGAUGUGGUGAGUGUUGAUUGGCUGGAUGAUAACAAAGAUCAUGUGGUUAUAUUGGAUGCGACGUAUGAUAUGAAAGUUAAACCCGAUUACAAAGAGUUCAAACAAAAGUACUAUGGGAAGUUCGAUGAUUUAAUGAAUAUCAAGAUGAUGUUGGAGAAGUUGACAACGGGUUGGCUCUUAUUACGAACAAGUUUCAAGAAAAGAGGACGCAUUAGCAUUGCUAUGUAA